Messenger RNA from Pleuronectes platessa (European plaice), 876 nucleotides. RefSeq names its product transcriptional repressor scratch 1-like. Gene Ontology annotation, molecular function: RNA polymerase II cis-regulatory region sequence-specific DNA binding; DNA-binding transcription factor activity, RNA polymerase II-specific. The transcript is spliced from 3 exons. Lineage: Eukaryota; Metazoa; Chordata; Actinopteri; Pleuronectiformes; Pleuronectidae. Bases 1 to 876 code for a protein of 291 amino acids. The record is from RefSeq and is a predicted model, not a curated record. Gene Ontology annotation, biological process: regulation of DNA-templated transcription.
AUGCCUCGCUCUUUCUUGGUGAAGAAAGUCAAACUGGACGAUUUUUCAGCUGCGGAGCUGGAGAGAUCGUAUGGUCACAGCCGGAGAGAGUCGCUCAGCCUGCGAUUCCACCACCAUGAUAAAGGCUACGUCAGCGAUUAUCUGAGUCCCAACCCGUACGAUGAUGUGGUGGAAGGUGACUCAUCCGUCAUCUCUAAAGUACCCUCCCCGAGCCACUCUGACAUCCACAGUGACAUCCACAGUGACAUCCAUGGGGACUCGGACCAGCCAGACAGCCCGAGGUCCGAGGUCUCCUCGUCGGCCGGCGGCUACAUCAACGGGGACACGGCCGUUAGCGAGGGCUACACAGUGGACGCCUUCUUCAUCAUGGAUGGACGAUCUCGGAGGAAAGCCGCUGAAAGCCCCAGAGGAACCACCCAGAGGCACACCUGCAGCGAGUGCGGCAAAACCUACGCCACCUCCUCCAACCUGAGCCGGCACAAGCAGACGCACCGGAGCAUAGACAGCAAAAUGGCCAAGAAGUGCCCCACCUGCGGGAAAGUGUACGUGUCCAUGCCCGCGAUGGCCAUGCACCUGCUGACCCACGACCUCAAGCACAAGUGCGACGUGUGCAGCAAGGCGUUCAGCCGGCCGUGGCUGCUGCAGGGCCACAUGCGCUCCCACACGGGCGAGAAGCCGUUCGGGUGUGCCCACUGUGGGAAGGCCUUCGCCGACCGGUCGAACCUGCGCGCUCACAUGCAGACGCACUCGGCCUUCAAACACUACAAGUGCAAACGCUGCGACAAGACGUUCGCGCUCAAGAGUUACCUGAACAAACACUACGAGUCUGCGUGCUUCAAGGGGUCCUUCUCCCCCAUGAGCUCGUUGGACGAAUGA